This is a messenger RNA of Trichoderma asperellum CBS 433.97, 240 nucleotides long. RefSeq lists its product as uncharacterized. The record is from RefSeq and is a predicted model, not a curated record. NCBI's taxonomy places the organism in Eukaryota, Fungi, Ascomycota, Sordariomycetes, Hypocreales, Hypocreaceae.
AUGCCAUUGCACUUUGGUCGCGGCGACGACGAGAGGCGGAUCGAACAGAGCAGUGGAGGAAACUGGAAGCGAAAGAGCUCCGAAGUAAGGUGUUGGAUCAACUGUGGCGCUGCCUGGUCCGCUGUGGUCGUGGGGUUGGCUACGUAUGUCGGCACCUUAGCUCUGUCGACUCCCGCGUUUUGGGCGCAACCACUGAAACGUAGCCUUCUGGACGACUUCAACUCUGGCGAAUCAUCGUGA